This is a messenger RNA of Aspergillus uvarum CBS 121591, 1392 nucleotides long. RefSeq names its product RNA-binding protein. Lineage: Eukaryota; Fungi; Ascomycota; Eurotiomycetes; Eurotiales; Aspergillaceae. Bases 127 to 1311 code for a protein of 394 amino acids. Gene Ontology annotation, cellular component: mRNA cleavage and polyadenylation specificity factor complex. Gene Ontology annotation, biological process: mRNA alternative polyadenylation. The record is from RefSeq and is a predicted model, not a curated record. The transcript has 3 exons. Gene Ontology annotation, molecular function: mRNA binding.
CACUUGAUUCCUCGCAACUGAAAGCCAAGAAGAGAGAAAAAAAAAAGAAAUUGUAUCUUCCCUCACGCAAACCAAAUCAAGAAACUGCCUUGAGAGCAAGAAAGACCGAGUCAUAACUAAAUCACAAUGGCCACUGAGGAUGAUAACUUCGACAUUGACAUCUAUGGCGACGGCGGGAGCUACAAUGCUAACGAUCAGGGCGAGGACAUCAAGCACGAGGACACGGAACUCAUUCUAGACGCGUCGGACGCCACGCAGAACAACAGCGUCGCUCAGGGCGAUGGCUCAUCGGAUGGAACUCUGAAGCAGGAAAGUGAAGGGGCUGCGCCCAGCAGCACCGCGAGCGUAGCACAUGGAGAAGCCGCCCCCCAACAGACCCACGCCCCGGCGCCCCAGCAAGGUGUGAAGCGCAAGGAACACGAUGACCGUCCGACGGAUCCUGAUGCGACGCCUGCCCUUCUCAUCUCGGAUUUGUACUGGUGGACCACGGACGAUGACAUUCGCGGCUGGGUGGCUCAGGCCGGCAGCGAGGAUGAGUUGAAGGACGUGACUUUCAGCGAGCACAAGGUGAAUGGUAAAAGCAAAGGACAAGCAUUCGUUGAGUUCACUACCCUCCAGGCGGCCACUGCCGUGAAACACAAGAUUGAGUCGUUCGCCACGUCGGGGCAGGCCGCACGCAAGCACAUGGUCGUCUAUACCAGUCCCCAGCCCAACCCUUUCCGUACAUUGCCCAAGGAUGCGCCCAUGCGCAAGGACAACCAGUCACGAUCGAUGUCCGGCGGCUUCAACUCUUCCAACCAGAACAUGAACUUCGGGAUGAACAACAUGGGUGGCGGCUUCCGAGGCGGUCGGGGCGGAUUCAACAACCGGGGUGGCAUGAACAACAUGAACAGCUUUGGCGGGAACCGCAACUUCCAGGGUCCCAUGGGUGGCUUCCAGCAGCCGAUGGUGGGUGGCUUCCAGCAGAACAACCCGAUGGGAAUGCAGAACUUCGGGUUCAACAACCGCGGGGGGAUGAUGGGCGGUGCCAUGCGUGGCGGCCCCGGUGGCAUGCGCGGCCGGGGCGGCGGCAUGGCGGGUGCCAACAUGAUGGGCAUGCCGGCCAUGAAUCCCAUGGGCGCCAUGGGGAUGAACCCGAUGUCCGGGGGCAUGAAUCCGAUGAUGGGCGGAAUGGGUGGAAACAUGGGCAUGCAGGGACAAGGCGGUUUCCAAGGCCCCAAUCCAGCAUUCAACCAGGGCUUCUUCCCCAACGCCCAAGGCGGCGAUGGGUCAUGGAACCCCCACGGCGCCAAGCGCAGCCGACAGGAGUGAUCUCCUUGUUGUUUCGUUUCUGGGUUGUCUCUCACCAGAGGCUUCUUUCUCCUCUUCUUCCAUAACUGCUUCAUGUCCGUG